GCACCAGCAGCAGCUGAUCUAGUGGACCGGCCAGGUGCACAGACACACACACCACCACCAUACUCACUCCCACCACCACCACUCCCCCACACCACCAGUAUCGCUCGUCCUCGCUGCCGCUAACAUCUACUCCUCCUUGACGUAUCUCGAGUGCCACUUCUCUACUCUUGGCACAGCGAUUUGUGAGACAUACCGAGUGUGUUUUAAGCGGAGGAUGAAGGCGGUGGUCCAAUGACGUCCUGGCAUCGACGAAUUCCUCGGUUUGGGAACCCGAGGUGGUAGUCCAAACGCGCCUAAAUUUGUUGUUUUCUUUCUGGCACCAACUUUUAGAACGCGUCUGUGUUUUAACUCAACGUCGUCGUCUUAGUGGUGGUGGUGGUAGUUGUGCCGACGUCUGUAUUCUGUUCUUGUUGCUGAAGUGUGUUGAAGAUUUAAAUAAAAAUCAACCGGUACUGAAAAUUACGAAGGUUUUUCUCUCUCUCUUUCUUUCCCCGUGAAGAGAGCAAGAGAAAGAGAAAGAGGGAAGAAAAAAUUAAUGUGACUUGGUUGUAUCGUGUUUAGACCAAAACAGAAGAGUGUUAAACAUUCCAGUCAAGUUUUAGCCCAGUGUAACCGACACAACUAUAAACAUCAGCUUUGUCUCCACACGUCAGCCUUGCUUCAACACGUCAGCCUCACCUCAACACGUCAGCCUUGCUUCAACACGUCAGCCUCACCUCAACACGCCAGCCUUGCUUCAACACGUCAGUCUCGCCACACGUCAGCCUCGCCACACACGUCAGCCUUUCCUCAACACGUCAGCCUCGCCACACACGUCAUCCUCUCCUCAAUACGUCAGCCUCACCUCAACACAAUGGAGUAACGCCGCUGGAAAUCCGCAUUGGAAACUCAAUUAAGAAAUGUAGCUGGGAACACAACAGCAGCCAUAGAACCACUAUAGAACCAGACAUAGAGUCACGAUAGAACCAGACAUAAAACCACUGUAGAACCAACCGCAGAGAACCCGAACAAGAUCAGUGAUAUCCGUUAAAGCAGAACCAGUUGAAGCUUUAAUUAACUCAAAUCAUGAGUGAGUGAAUCGAAGCACCGAAACAGUAUUGAGAUUGAACCAGCUAUACCGAACCAGGCAGAACCGACGACAUAGAAAGACAGAACCAGUGAUAGAAAUAGAGAUAGAAGUAAGUAAACAGAACCUCCAGGAGAACCAGCGAUUGAAAUAGAUUUAGAGAACCGAACCGAACCUCCGAACGAAGUAGUGAAGCAAUAUUGGAGAUCCGAGAGAAAGACAAACAAAUACUGUCUGUUUAUGAGAUUCCCGACUUACGAAGAUUCCUCACUCAGCUGGAUAGAUGCUGGAAGACGAAGACGAAAUUGAUUGGAACUGAGGGACUGACUGGAUCAAGAACAGUGGUUGGGUAUUAGAGAUUCGAUUGGAUUUAGGGGUUGUGUUGGGUUAUUCAGUCAAUGAGUGUAUUCAUUGACUGAGAGAUCCUUUGAUGACAGCCCAGGAGAGAAUAAAGAGAUUUAACACCUUAUGCUGCUGCACCGUCGUCAGGGAGUAGAAGUUUCUUGGCUGUGUAAGACUUUUUACCUAUUGGAUACAUGUGAGGCGAGGCGCUCAUCAUAAAUGCUUAGGGAAAGAAAGGAAGUGUAGAACUACAGUAUUUACUAGCUUUUAGUUGCGUCUGGUAAGUGUUUGAGAGCUUUCAGAAGAGAGGAUGGAUAUGUAGAAAGAUUGUUGACAUUCUGUAGAAGCGCUGUAGUGCCCGAUGCCUGCUCCGGGUACUCCUGAAGGGCAGUAGAAGUGCAUGGAGGACUCGAUGUAUGAGCCAGGAGGUAGAGAGAGCGUCCAGGUGCUCGUCAGAGGCGGGGACUCAACCAUCAGGAUGCAGGGAUCUGCUCUCACCUCUCACCACCACCACCCGUUCACCACCGUCAUCCACCACAAGACGACACCCCCAGAAGGAGCCGUCCAGAGGGGGAACAACAAUGCCUUCUGUCACUUCACGACGGUGGGCAGGAACAAACCCGUACCUGUCAUUAGCAACCGCACCACCAGUACUGCACCACGGCGCCCCGUCAGUGUCUCCAUCGAUAGGGAUGAUUCUCUCAGUACUGAGGAUAUGAGACACCCCAGCAGGAGCGGCAGUGUGGUCUCACCUGUCGGUCUUGGUGACUACAAAAGCGACGUCAGCACUGUCAGUAGCGACAGUAAGAACAAUACAUUUGGGGGUAACACAGGGGGCGGGGAUGACCUCACCUCCCUCAGCUGGCUACACUCCCUCGACAUGGGGGGGAUGGUGCCCCACCUAGCCACGCCCCCUACACCCCCAGCUUCUCCACAGCCACAUAACCCCCUGCCCCCCACCCAGGCCUCACAGACGCCCUCCUCAGACAAGAAGAGGAAGGCGGAGGGCCAGGAAAAGGUAGACACCAUCGACUAUUCGGUGGACGGCAGCGUCAAGCCGCCGUACAGCUACGCGGCGCUGAUAGGCAUGGCCAUGAAGGAGAACCAGAACAAGAUGACUCUCUCAGCCAUAUACAAGUGGAUCAAGGAGAACUUUGCUUACUACAAGACUGCCGACCCUUCCUGGCAGAACUCCAUCCGCCACAACCUGUCCCUCAACAAGUGUUUCCUGAAGGUGCCUCGAAGUAAGGAUGAACCAGGGAAAGGUGGCUUCUGGAGGCUUGACCCAGAGUACGCCGAGUCUCUUGUCGAUGGGGUCUUCAAGAAACGACGGCCAGUACGACCAACCCUUCCUCCACCAUCCAAGACUAAAAGAAACAGAAGACCGCCCACUCACGCCCAACAACAACAACAACAACAGAUGCUUCACCAACAAGUUGGGAUAAAGGUUCUGGUUCAACCUGCCCAAGCUUUUAUGCCUCCACCAUCCAACAAACCUCCUCCACGGUCUACCUUACACUUCAACCAAGAAGGUGUUGAAGUGGAUGGGGAUUUUGGCGAGGCAGGCAGUAACCUACGUGAUGACUUAGUCUGGUCUACUAUACUUGGUGAAGAAGUUCAUGAUGAGUCUUGGCCAUGUCGAGCUCAAGAAUUAGUGACAGAUCUCAGUCAGACAGGAGACCCAUCUACUUACCCCUCCACUAUCACCACCACCACCUCCUCGACACAAUCUCUACAGCAGCACCAGCAGCAUCACCAAAAUCUUCCUCACCACCAUCAUAUCCACAUCAAUGACCAUCCGAGUUCUCAACAACACCAGCAGAUUGUCACCAUCACCACCUCUACCACCAACACAUCACCUACGUUACCAUCCUUAGAGCUCAGUCCUGCAUCACUUGGGGUAGAGGAGGAUCUCUUCACUAGCCCUGAGUACUCUGAAGCCUCCAACGAUGAUGCAGACUCUCUUACUUCUUCCCUCGAUAUUAAUGGUAGUGGGAACUGGAAUAAAGGAGGUUAUGGGGAGUUCUCCUCCAUCAAUACAUUUUGUAGUAGCCUCACACAACUCACACCAUUGGAACCGUCAGCAGCGCCCGUGUUAGUUCAAGAUGCUCAUGCUUGCUGGGGUCCUGACUCUGGUUGGGAUGAAGCUAAAACUUUGUCCUUACUUGAUGCCAAUCUUGACUUUGACAAUUUUAUUGACUUGGACGUUCUGUAAAAUUACCUAUACAUAACGUUAUAUAGGAAUCAUAAGACAAUAAGAAGAAUGCUUUGAUAUAGAAGGUAUUCAGUAAGUGUAUCUUGUAGCAAAGUGAAUGGUAGCUGAAACAAAAAUACACGUCAAGUGAAAAAUCAAGAAAUCUUGCAUGCCUCAGUUUGAAACCAGAAAAUCCUUACAUGAACAUAUAAAAACUUCUAAUGCAAUUUGUGAGAUAAUUUAAAUAUUUCUUCUUCGUUCUUUGAAAAAGAAGGAUUUAACCACAAUAAUUAUUUUCUCGGUCCUACUUAUUUCUUCACUUGGGAUUACAUCAUUAGAACUAGUGUAGGCAGUACAGUACUAUUAUUUUCUCAUAGAGUGGAAGAGCUAGGUGUGUCAUCAAGACAAUAUAGGCAAACUCUCUCUCUUAAAGUUGGUUGUAUAUGCUGGUUAUAUCAAUCUCAUAGCGAGUGAGUGAGUGUCCGGCAGCCAGCCAUUACCCAGCCUAGCUAUAACUUGUGGGAACACCUGAAUUCGUUGUGCCAUAUAGCCUCAUAUUGGUGGAGAAUGUUCACACACUUCUCUCGAGCUUAAAUACGUUGCUCCUAAAUGCACAAAGCCAAUAACUUAACACUUGUGAUAACUUUUAAAAACAAUAUUGGGUUUAUACCAUACACUUUAUUUUGUCUGAUAGAAGAUAACUGGGAGAAUUUCAUGAAUUAAAUAAUAAUGACAAUAAAAGAGAAAGUCUCCCCUCCAAAAAUUCUUACAGGUAAAAUAUGGAUUACUAAGUCACCUACAUACUUAAUCUAGUCAUAUACGUGUCUUUUGCUCUACAUUUGCGAGUGUACAUAGUCGUGUUUGCUAUGGCAGUUUUACCUUGUACUUAAUCUAGUCAUUUAUCUAUAAAUUAUUUUGUCCUUUGCAAAUUAGAGUAUUGUAAUAUAUAUAUAGACUUGUAUUCUAAGGCCAUUAUUGUAAUAUAGUGAAGGUAGCUUGUAGCCUAUCUUAAUGUUGUUGUCCAACUUGCCGUCCCAUCCUAUGAGACGCCCGAACCCUGCACUCCGUCCAGUCUAUAUCCGUCCAGGUCCGACAAGAGAACCUUAAGUCUCCGUCCCUCGGUUCCUGGAGCGUAUGCUUGAGAGUCUGUCUGCUUGCCUCUGAAACUUAAACCUGCUUUGGAAUGUAUGCCUUCUUCAUGCUUGUUAUCCUGAGGAAAUAUCCCUUCUCCUGAAUGUGUAUUCCAACUGGGUGUUUGAUGAAAAAUGUAUGCCUGUGUCUUGGUAUAUCAUGUUUGUGUGAGGGAUACAUAGCAUUAAGUAAGAAGGGAUUGCUGGUAUGGAAGUAUUUGAGCAUCAGUUCUUUACAUAGUCACAACAACAAUAUACUAAAACUGCUGUAAAAUGUUCUCUGUUGCCAUAAAGAAUAAACCAUUGAAAUUAUCACAUUAUUAAAUCUCGUUGGUGUACUGCACCAUAAAAGAUCUGGUUGGGUUCAGAAGAUAGAGUGUGAAGGGACAUAAAAUUAAAGAGAAUAAAUUGCAAUUGUGAAAAUCUAUAUUAUUCAAUAAAUAUUUGGCAAUCAUCAUAAAAGAACGUCUACUUUAUACUCCAGUUCAGACUGAUAAAAGCUAUUAAACUUAUGUUUCACCUUAUUAUCAUCUUCAUCUUAUGUUGGCUUAUUGGCCGUUUGGACGAUCAUUCACCUCUUAGAACCUCUCAAUCAAUAGGUACUGUACUAAGCAUGUAAAGGGGUUACUGAAUGUCCCUGAACACAGUCUAGCAUUGCUCUAACCUGGAUUUAAGAGGGUUCACACUUGUUACUCUCACAUCAUACAUUGUAGAUUAUUCAACAAGUUCCCAACAUCAAAUUAUUCCUGACAGUUUAUAUUAUUGCAGCUAAUCAACCUUGAGUAUUUACGUUUGAUCUUUUACAGCUGAAGAUUUACUUAACAUUCACGGCAAUGGGGGAGUAUUUGUGUACACACUACACAGUAUGAUGUACUCAAGUUGACAUAAGUGUCUCUGACUGACAUAUUUUUCCACUCUUUACCUUUCUGAGGAUUCAAGAAGCUCCUCCUCCACUAUAUCUUGUCCUAUAUCUUGAUUUUGUUCACUACUUCCCUAGACUAAUGUCAUUCUGUCCAGUGGUGCAAUGAAUUUAGAGACUUGGAGACGCUCAUCUGUGUAGAAACGAGUUUCCAUCUAUGUACUUUCUUUUGAAGACGAGAAAUGAAUCUGACUGAGUAUAUCUAGUCAGUAACUUUAAAGAGUAGCCUGCUUUUCUGUACACAUGAAGGAUGUUUGUGAAUGAAUCUAAACAUCUGUAUGAAACGAUAAUUUAAGGGGUGAUUGUAAAAAGUAAAUAAAUAAUUUCACUUAUUAGACAAUGAGUGAUUCUAGAACUAGUAUGAUUUUAGCAGUAGAAGCACUAUAUUCAUUAGACAAUACAGAUGAUCAUUGUAUUUUGAUAAUAUUGUAUAUUUAUUUACUAAUAAUGUUAUCAGUGACAAUAAUGCCAAAAGAUAUCAAGCUGAUACUCCAAAAGACAGGAAAAAUGCCAAUUUUAUUCACUUGUGUACAGUAUAUCGUUUACUUCAGUCUUUAAAAUGAAGAAAAUUAAUGAUCCUUUGUUUUCUAAUUCACAAUGAACUGUAAUCAUGCUUAUUUUAUUUAAACCAAUGUGAUCUAGUUUUAUGUAUUAUUAUGAAUUUAUUUAUAGAUCUCAGGGAUUGACAUUAAUUGUUGUCUGUCUGUCUCUGUCUGUGUCUGUCAGCUACAAAUCAAAGUUACACAAAGAAUUUCCACAAAACUUAACUUUAAAAUCAGAAAAUCACAUUUUAUUUAUAAUUUAAAGAUAAAUAAGCAACUUUUAUCAAUUCUCAAAGAAUACUACAGGUACUUGUAUAUGAAAAAAGUUGAGUACUGGGUAAUUGUCUUUAUGUAUUAUUAUCAUUAUUAUUAUAUUUAUUUGUGAGAAUAUCGCAUCUCUAUACCUGGUGGAACAGUCGACUUAUAAAAAUUAAUGUCUAUCCUUGAAUAUACAUAUAAGUUAAAGAAUGGGUUAAAAAAUGUGUUCACUAAAAUGGAAACUGACGACAAUAACCGAUAAACAAGAGCAGUUCUGUAUUGCCAUAUACAAUCCUAUAUUUAAAGACUUUACUUGUUUUUAGAAGCUCAAAACUAUAUCAAAGUUAAAUUAAGCACCAAAUAUAUGGGGCAACGUUGCAUAUCUAGUCGGGGCAAUGUUAUUAUUGCACUGUGCACUCAUGUCAUAUAUUGCACUAUUGAAGGAUAAAUUACCUUACACUUUUUUAUUAACAAUGUUGAUAAAAUACUGAGAGAUAUAUGGCAAGUAUAAAAGUGCCAUAUAUAGUAAGGAAUUAAAAUUAUAUAAAAAAAGCUUUGUUACAUCGGGGAGCCUUAUCACUCUGAUAAGCCAAGAGAUUAAACCCAUGUCUCGUGAAUUCAUAAAACCUUUUGUAUAUAUUUGAACUGUAACAAAAACGCACAAUACUGUAACAUUGUCUAGAAACUGUUAAUACAUUUGAAUACUUAAGAAAAGUUGGGUACGGCAGCUCACAAGGUUAACAAAGCUACAGUAUUUCUGCCAUCUUGACAUUACAGCUCUGGGUAAUCAUGAUUCCUUAUCUAAUAUUAUUCAUCCAAGAUCUGAAGUACAAUGCCAAAUUAGUCAAUUAAUAUAUACUGUACAUAAUUAAUAACUACUAAAAUAAUGAUUAAUAAGUAUAAAUUAUUCUGGCAUCAAUAUUAAAAGGUAAAUAUUGGCCAAACUUAAUAAUGGUAUAAAGAUCUGUUGACUGUGUUAAGUUACAGUACGUGGUCAAUAAAGGACCAGUGAAUGAAUGGUCUCCCUUAUAUGUAUGAAACAUCCCUGCAGUACUUUCUCCCCAAUACCCAGUGACUGGUGAUACAACUCCUCGUGUUCCCUGUAACUACAUCCCCUGACCCUUUGUGCAGUGUAAACACCCCCCCCUCCUCCUCCUCCUCCUUGAUGUUCCCUUAAGCAACUGCUGAUGUUCUAUAAACAAUUUCCAAUGUUCUGUAAACAACUCUUCUGUAAAAAAAAUCCAAAUAUUAUGUAAAAAACCCAAAUAUCUAGAAAAACCCAGAUGUUCUGUAAACAACUGCUAAUGUACAUUUUAAACCACUGCAGAUACCCAAUAAGCUUCUCUAACACAGCUUUCAUACAGUGCUUUGCUUGCACCAACUGUCACCAUCUGCUUUGUUUUAUCGACUUACAAAAAAAUAUACAAAUAAAGUAUAAAUGCAUUAAAUAAUAUUGCAGAUGGCUACAGUGUAUGCUUAAGCUCAUUGCAAACACGACCGCAGUUCUCCCCUGUGACGCACCAGGCCAGUUCUGAUCAGACAAUUAUUGCAAAGUACAGUAGAACAAAUAUUCCUCCUCAAUCUAUCAACUUUGCACUUUUCUCAUUUAAAUACAAUAAAAUAGGUGAAACACUUGACUUAAAAUAGUUACGUUAAUUAUCAAUAUGCAUGAAUAGACAUACAAGCGUAAAUUAGUUGUCCAAACACAGAGUCUACAUCGGUACUGCUAGUGGCACUGAAGAUUUACAGCAUAUAAUGUUAAGUACUGAAAGUCUUUAUAAAAACUCCUUCCUUUGACAUAAUCUCAACUGGAGAAAACAAUAUUGGACUUUAUUUCUCACACAACUGAGCAAAGUUUGACUGCUUGAUGUUGUCCACUAACUUGUACUGUAUCUGAGUCUCAGUUCACAUCCUGUACUGUACUCUCCCUAACAAGACAAUAACAACAAAAGCAUAGGACUUGGGCAUUUGACUUCAUGUAAUGUGAAGUAACAACCAUUACUAUGACUAUUUCCUAUGGAACACUGUAUGUAUCAUUACUGUAAAUACUAUACUAACAUGAUUAACUCAUUCUGUAUUGUCGGUAUUUAUAUUUGUAUGCAUUUUCCAAAAUUUGCCUUUGGAUGAUGACUUGUAUAAUACAUGACUAUCACCAAUUAUAAAUUUUGGAAAGACAGAUCAUUACCAAUAUGCAAAGCACUUCCUCAUAUGCACAAUGAUUACUAACACAAGGCAUUGUCGUGACAUCAUCAGCAAGUUUGACUUUUUAUGUAGUCUUCAAAUAAACUUAGUUUUUGUG
Messenger RNA from Homarus americanus (American lobster), 8750 nucleotides. RefSeq names its product forkhead box protein J2-like. The record is from RefSeq and is a predicted model, not a curated record. Gene Ontology annotation, biological process: regulation of DNA-templated transcription. NCBI's taxonomy places the organism in Eukaryota, Metazoa, Arthropoda, Malacostraca, Decapoda, Nephropidae. Gene Ontology annotation, molecular function: DNA-binding transcription factor activity; sequence-specific DNA binding. Bases 1809 to 3623 code for a protein of 604 amino acids. The transcript is spliced from 4 exons.